AUGACCCCGAGACAAAACUCAGAGGCAGCAGCUGUGGUCGACUCUCGAUUUUCAGUCGAAAAUCUCCCCUUUGGCUCGAAAGAACAGAAGCAAGCAUUGGCUAAACUCGCAUCACUACCUCCUCUACUUCACAAUCAACAACCGGAGCAACACUAUGCUGAAACGAUAUCGGAACUAAGAAACUCGUAUCCCUAUAUAUUUGUGGUCAAUUGGCUCUACAACUAUCGAGGGUUUUUGAAAUUACUGAGCGAUCCAUUCGAUGUUGACAUUUUCGAGUUGGAAUUGUUAAACUAUUUUCCUCAAUAUGACGAUGCUACAGACCAUGUGAAACCGGGUGGUCAUUUGUUUAUCAAUAGAUUAAAGUUGGCCUUGAUGACGGCAGUCCAGAAUAGCAAAAGCUCGCUGAUCAACAAUUUCGAAGCCAUCUUUCGAUUAUGGUUCGGAAUCGAUACUCCACUAGGUGGAAUCGCACGAGCUGAAGACGGAGCUGAAAAUGACGACGAAGGAGGAGGAUUAGAACCAACUGCAGUGGAUUUGAAAAUAGACUACAAUGAAAACGAAAACUUGCCCAAAUUCGACUAUUUGCUAAUCAAGGACAAAUUCGAAAUCCUUUACAUUCUCAUUUCGUAUGUGGCCAAGUCGAGAAGAUUCAGAGAAUGGGUAAGCAAAUUGACUCCGCAACCUGAGGCCUCGAGAAUCGAUCCCAGUUUCACUAUUGCCCCGCUGAAGUCAACAAGAACAGAAUAUUUUUUACUUUUUGAAGACUCUAGACUUUAUUCAAGGACAAUUACGUUUAACCCUUUGGUAAUAGCGAAAAAGCGGAAACUUGCCCCAACAAACCCACAAGAUCACUACAAGCCAAGUGCAUUUGACAUUAGUGACAAGAUUACAUUCCAACUACAGUAUAAAAACAUUUUUGAGUUUGCCAGUUAUCUCGAUACCAUCAAAACGCAUUCACAAUUGAAACAACUCUAUUCCAAGCUUACAAAACCAGCAAUCAUAGCGGCCAUGUUCGACUCUGAGCUUAAAAAGCGGAGAUUCAUCUUAAGCAAGAAAAAAGAAGCACAGCUCGCGGGUCUUUUAGCAGUCCGCAAACGUUCAUCAAGAAUCGAAGCCCGUGAGCGGCAACGCACUGAAGAAGAAGCCAAGCAACGCGAAUUGGAACAAGAGGAAUUGAAACUUGCAGCUCAGCAAAGAUUCGAACGGAGACAAAAGUUGAAACAGCGUGAUCUCGAUGUGCUAAGUGGAUCAUCACUGAAUAUGACGCGCGAUGAAAGGUUAAGGAGGAGAAACGAGAUUUUGUAUAAUCAACAGAGCUCAACUCCAACUCCCAUGCCUGAAUCGGUAGAACAUGAGAACGAAGAUGAUGAAUAUGACUCGGCUGCUACUAAUGGCGAAUCGGAGAUCAAAUAUGAACGUAAUGGCGAAACUAUAGACAUUUCUUCAGACGAUGACAAAGAGGAAGAAGAAGAUGACAAUGACAAUGAGAAAGCUGUGGGGUACGGAGUUGUCAAACAGAAUCAAGACCAAAUUGUGACGGAGUUUCAAGGUGAAGAAAAUGAUCUCAAGGUGCUGCCUGCUGCUCCGGGAGAACCGGCGAUCGUGAACAUGGUUGAACCAGAUCAGGUGAAACUAACCGAGUUUGCCGACACGAAAGUGGCAGAAAUCAAACCUGAAGAUAAUCAUUCAGAGUAA
Lodderomyces beijingensis is the source of this 1695-nucleotide messenger RNA. Lineage: Eukaryota; Fungi; Ascomycota; Pichiomycetes; Serinales; Debaryomycetaceae. The record is from the annotation of a GenBank genome assembly.